This is a messenger RNA of Chironomus riparius, 2865 nucleotides long. The record is from the annotation of a GenBank genome assembly. Lineage: Eukaryota; Metazoa; Arthropoda; Insecta; Diptera; Chironomidae.
AAAAUUCCAUUGGAAAAUUACCAAACAAUAAUAAACAUGCUGAAGUCAAAGAAAAAUAAAAAUUUUAAUAAAAUUCUGUUUGACAGCGAUAACGAGGAAGAUUUAGCGUUUGGAACCAACAAAUCUUAUGCUAAGCACUACGACGAAUUCAGGAAAAAGGAGAUUCUAAGUCACCUCAAGAACAUUAGCGAUGAAAGCAGCAGUGACGAUGAUGCUAGUACAGAUGAGGAGCUUGAGAAUGCAGCAUUUGAUAAGGAAUUCUUUAAUGCACUGUCUUAUUUAAAGAAUAAAGAUCCAGCGAAAUAUGAAGAGAUCCCAACAUUCUUUAAGGAACUUCCAACAGUCGAGGAAACAGUCAAAAAUAAGCAACAGAGCAAAUCACAAAAGCCAAUUACAGUAGCUGAUCAUCAGCGUGAAAGAUUGAUUAAAACAGAAGGUCUUAUGACUGAUGAUGAUGAAGAAACUACUAAAAAAAGUCCAGAAGACAUGUCAUACGUUGCUGAGCAGCAAAAAAUCAAGAAUGACCUCAAAAAGGCACUAUCUGGAAGUGAAGAUGAAGCUGAUGACUUUUUACAAGUUCGUAGUAAAACUAAUGAUGAAUUACAGCAGGAACAGACAGACUAUAGAAAGUGGCUGUCAGAGCAAAAAGGUCCUAAAUCAAUGAAGCCAUUAAAAGAUUUCUGGACGAGUAAUGAGCUUAAUAAGGAUGACAAGUUCCUUCGUGACUACAUCCUUAAUAAAAGAUAUGUCGAGAAUGGCGAGGAAUCAAAUUUUAAUGAACUUGUUGGUAUAUCCGAUGACGAAGCUGAGUUUGAGAAGCAAACUGAGUAUGAGCAUAAAUACAAUUUUCGUUUUGAGGAACCAGAUAAUGAGUUUAUUAAGCGUUUCCCGAGGAAAAUUGACGAUACAUUGCGUGUUGAGGACACAAAAAGAAAGGAUAAGCGUAAAGAACGAGAUGAGAGAAAGGCACAAGAAAAGGAAUUAAAAAUGAAGCAUUUAAGAGAGUUACAGAACAUCAGGAAACGUGAAAUUGAGGAAAAAUUGAUGGUUCUUAAAGAUGUGUCUGGACGGGAUGACUUAGAAUUAAAGGAAGAUGAUUUAAAUACAGAUUUUGAUCCAGCAGAGCACGAUAGACGAAUGGCUGCAUUAUUUGACAAUCAAUAUUACGGAAUCGAUGGAGACGACCAAAAGCCACAAUUCCCAGACCUUGAUGAGGAACUAAACAUUGAAGAUUGGGAUAAUUUCGAUAAAAGUAAAGUUCCAGCGCCUGAACAGGAUGACACUGAGCUGCAUUGUGAGGACGAUGACUUUAAUAUGGAUUGUGAUUAUGAUCCACAAAAAGAAAAGAGAGAUAAAAUCCAGCAGGAACUUAUAGACAUGUCUAAAGGUCGUAAAAGGAAGAAGAAAGUCUCAAAAUUAGCUGAAAUUAUUAAUAGAGACAAACCAGCAUAUGAUCCAGAACAAGGAAAGUCUUACGAGCAAUAUCUUGAUGAAUAUUAUAAAUUAGACUACGAAGACAUCAUUGGAGAUCAGCCAUGUCGAUUUAAUUAUGUUGAAUGCGUUCCCAACGAUUUUGGAUUAACUGUUGAGGAGAUUCUAAUGGCAUCAAACAAGGAGCUCAAUCAAUGGGCUAGUCUCAAGAAAACUAUGCAGAAUCGUCCAAAAAAUGUGGAAAUGAAUGAUGUCGAGAAAUACAAUCGCUGGAGGAACAACUUAGCUUUAAAAAAGAAAAUAUUCAAAAGUAUGUUCGGUGAGGCAUCAGACAGUGAUGAAAAUGAAGGUUCUGAUAGUGAGUCAAAGGAAGUGCCUGCAAAAUCAGACGAGGUGCCAGAAAAAUCAGAGGUUGUAGCUGAAAAUCCUACGAAAAAGAAGAAAAAGAAAAACAAAAAGAAGAAAAAGCCACAAAAUGCAGAUUCUCAAGCUAGUUCUUCAAAUGCUAAUCCACAAAAGCCUGUAAAUAGCAAACAAGAAGAUAAGCAAAAUGCUCCAGAUGUGAUUAAUGAAAGCAAUAAAAAGAAAGAGUCUAUUCAAAAAGAAAGUCAACGAAAGACUGACAAUAAAGCAAGUCCAACAAAAAAAAGUUCUACGCCACAAAAUAAAGCAAAACAGUCACUUGUAAAGCUUCAAAAUGACGAGGAGUCAAAACCAACAACAAGUACGGAAAUUCCCAAAAUAAUGACCCUUUUAACAUCCAGAAAUCACCAAAAUAAUAAGAAACGAAAAUUCGAAGGCACUCAGCCACAGAAAAACAACUUCAAGAAGAGGAAAUUCGACAGCAAGCAAAACUGGAAGCAAAAUAAUCAGUCAACAAAUGGAAUCGCUGAUGAACGGUUGAAAGCUUUUGGAAUUAAUCCCAAAAAGUUCCAUAACAAAGCCAAGUACGGUGGACAGAAUCAGAACAAUCAAAAUAAGCAGAAAGGAAAGUCUAAGGAAUGAAUACAAAGAAACUUUUGUAAGUUUUAUUUCCUGUCAACAUUUUUGAAAUUAAAUAUAUUAAUUAUUAAAAAAAUACUCAAUAUAUUAUGACCUUGACUCCAAACCUAGUGAUGUCCAUGUCCUCGAUUACGGUGUUUGUGAUUUUCUACAAAAUCUUGAUUGUGAGGUCCGUGACCAUGAUUUUCCACAAAAUCCCUGUUGUGUGCAUGAUGUUCUAUAUGUUUAUCAUCUUCGUGGUAUUUAUUAACAUCAUUAUGAUCGCCCAUAAAGAUAUUAUCUUCUUUUUUGCAGUCAGUGCACUGAUUACUGUGACUUUCAUGUCCAUGUCCGCUUAUUUCUUCAAAAUAAAAUAAAGACAUUGAUAAUAUUAACUACUGAAGUCGAUUCGCUGUUGGCAUUGAUCAUUAUUCCCCUACUUGUGUAACAAAA